GCGACAGCGAGCACCAGUGUCUAUUUUUUUGUGAAUUAAUAAUCGGUGAAUUUGAGGUGUUUUUAUUCAGUUUAAGGCAGUAAACCCUUGUCUGUUUCAAUAUCUCCAAAGUUUAAUGGGAAAAUAAUUCACAAUGCAUCGACGUCGGGGCCCUAAUUUCACCUAUGUGAGCGGCUGUGUCAAGUACAUGAUUUUUGUUUUAAAUUUUAUAUUUUGGUUGUCUGGAGGAUUAAUAACAGGCAUUGGGUUAUAUGCAUUCAUAGACAAGUGGCAGGCAACAGGUCAUAUAAAGCUGGACACUGUCUACGAUGUCAUAUUGAACGUCAGUCUGCUGAUCGCAUUACUUGGGAGUGUAGUGUUCAUUGUGAGCUUCGCUGGCUGUAUAGGAGCGCUGAGGGAGAAUACAUGCUUACUUAAGUUUUACUCCCUGUGUCUUUUGGUGCUAUUCCUGGUGGAGAUGGGCGGCGCGGUUUGCGGGUUCGUGUUCCCGCGAUCUUUACACGGCAUUCUUGAGAACAGCUUCACCGAGCGCAUAGUGCGUCUGUACAGGGACGAUCCGGAUCUGCAGAACUUCAUUGACUUCGCACAGAAAGACUUCCACUGCUGCGGCCUGACUUCAGACGGCUACAUGGAUUGGUCCAAAAACGAAUACUUCAAUUGUUCGUCGCCAUCUGUUGAACGUUGCGGCGUUCCGUUCUCUUGCUGCAUCAACGCCACAGACAUCAGCUCCGGCCUCGUCAACAUCAUGUGCGGAUAUGGCGUGCAGAACUAUCCCGUCGCGGAAGCCAGCAAACGCGUAUGGACGAGUGGCUGCAUAGAGAUAGUUCGUUCGUGGGGCGAACGCAACCUCUACACCAUCGCCACAGUGGCGUUGGGCGUGGCGCUGUCACAGCUCUUCGUCAUCUACCUCGCCAAGACCCUCGAGGGACAGAUUGAGUUGCAAAAAGCCAGAUGGCAAACAUGAAACAGGGGUUCAGCGGGGGCGUACCGCGACGAAUGUCGGCGAGCGCUUCUGUAGCCGGGACUUGACCCCGCCACCCGGGACACGGUGCCAUCCUCGCUGCACAUAUAGACAGCACCCGUUAACUCUGCGCAAGCGUUAUCAAGGGUUUAGUGAUUUUACAAGUGUGUGUAACGGUUUAUCUAAAGAACGGUCGUUUGACCUUGAAGUGACAUUCGUGCAAUAGACAUAUGGACAACACUUGUUUAACCUUUCCAAGGGUUAGCAAGGGUUUUGGUUUUAUUACAAGUGUGUAACAGGUUUUCCUUAAAAUGUUAAACGGUCGUUUGACCUUGGAGUAAACUUGAUUCGCUACAAAGACAGGCAAAAACCUGUCGAUCCUUUGCCAAGGGCUACCAAAGGGUUUACAGUGACAUUGCAAGUGUUUGUAACUCUCAAAAACGGGUUUUUACCUUAAAGUAACCUUGGUGCAUUUACAAAUGGAAAAUACAAAGUACCCCCAAGUAAGAUUGUAUAGUGAUGAUACAAGUGUAUUUAACCAAUUUAUCUAAAAAAAAAGUGUCGUUUUACCCUGUGAACUUUGUGCAUACAGGAUGUUACAAAAUGCGAAAUAUUUCUGUGCCAGUUUAUAGAACAGUAUUUAUUUAAGAAGUAUGUAUUUGUUAAGGAAUAUUAUGCGUGCCACCUGGCCAUAUUUCGAUACAUAUUUGACCUUGCCUUGACCUUGGAUGUAAAUAUGUACACGAUCUUAAUACAUUCUAUAUUGAUACGAUUUUA
Messenger RNA from Pararge aegeria (speckled wood butterfly), 1738 nucleotides. Its product is annotated as tetraspanin-33-like. The coding region runs from base 134 to 964 and encodes 276 amino acids. Lineage: Eukaryota; Metazoa; Arthropoda; Insecta; Lepidoptera; Nymphalidae. Gene Ontology annotation, cellular component: membrane. The record is from RefSeq and is a predicted model, not a curated record. Gene Ontology annotation, biological process: protein maturation; protein localization to plasma membrane. The transcript is spliced from 7 exons.